Molecule: messenger RNA, 3867 nt
Organism: Sorex fumeus (smoky shrew)
Lineage: Eukaryota; Metazoa; Chordata; Mammalia; Eulipotyphla; Soricidae
Gene: RPGRIP1
Product: RPGR interacting protein 1
Exons: 24
Coding region: 1-3867 (1288 amino acids)
Biological process (GO): retinal rod cell development; non-motile cilium assembly
Cellular component (GO): photoreceptor connecting cilium
Molecular function (GO): thromboxane A2 receptor binding
Source: RefSeq, a predicted model, not a curated record
AUGAUAUCUGGUAUUAUGGAUCAAACUGGAGUCAGUGGCCAUGAGCAAGGAAAACGCAUCCUGUACUGUUUCCCCCAACCUCGAGGUAAGAAUAGAAAAACACAACGACCCUUUAGCAGAAUGAGCCGGGAUGAACUGGAGGACAAAUUGUUUCGCCUUCAUGAAGAGCAUUUAUUAGUGAAAGAGCUUUCUUGGAAGCAACAGGAUGAGAUCAAAAGGAUGAGGACAGCCUUGCUCCGGUUGAACUCUGCAGGUCAGGACCUGAGGUCAGAAGCAGAGGCAGCAACAGCGAAACAGCUCUCAGCACAUGCAAGGCAGCAGCGGAACUUCAGAUGUAGGAAGCAGUGGAACCCUAAGCUCCAGCAGUCCCUGAUUCAAGGAGUACAAGAACAUUUCCCACGGGUUGGCGCCCCUGUUCCCCGCCGCUCCCAGUCUCGAGUUCGCAACAGUGUGGGACAUAGACAGCUUCACUCCGCUGGUGCUCCAGUACCUGAAAAACCUCAGAGUGGAUCAAGGGACAGACUGAGCUAUACAGCUCCUCUCCCGUUGAAGGAAUGCAUGACCAAUGAAGAAACCAGUGUAAUAUCCUGUGAACCCAGCAAACUCAAAAUCAAAAUUAUGACUAAACUCAUUGUUCCAUUCAUGCCUAACAGUGCCCCUAUUAUGUCCAGUGACAUUAUGCAAGUGGAAGAACCAGCUAAAUCUUCAGAGAAAAUGUGGCCCAAAGAUGAAGAUUUUGAACAAAGAAGUUCAUUAGAGUGUGUUCAGAAAGCCACAGAGCUUCGAACUUCUAUUAGGGAGAACAUAGAGCUGAUUCAACUUAAGAAGCUUUUACAUGAAAGAAACACCUCAUUGGUAGUGAUAAAAGCACAAUUAACAGAAGUUCAAGAGGCAUAUGAAACUCUGCUCCAGAAGAAUCAGGGAAUCCUGAAUACAGCCCAUGAUGCCAUCUACAACCAAGUAAACGAGCUUAGGGCAGAACUGAGGGAGGAGAGCAAGAAGGCCGUGAGCUUGAAGAGCCAACUAGAAGAUGUGUCCAUCUUGCAGAUUACACUGAAGGAUUUUCAGGAGAGAGUUGAAGAUUUGGAAAAAGAACGACAAUUGCUGAGUGACAAUUAUGACAAACUUCUAGAAAGCAUGCUGGAGAGCAGUAAUCAACCUCACUGGAGCAAUGAGCUUGUAGAAGAACAACUACAGAAUGUCUCUAAGUUGCAGGAUCAGCUGAAUGAUGAGCUAGAGGAGAAGAGAAAAGUAUUACUUCAGCUUUCCAGAGAGAAAGCUCAAAACGUGGACUUGGAGCUUGAAGUUGCCACUCUGCUUGAGAUUAAUACACAGGAAGUCCAGAUUCUGCACAAUAAAGAUAUCAUUUCCCAAUCUCUUGGCGGACAAUCUCUUGAACAGUCUCCUGAUAAGCCAUCUCUUGACGAGCAAUCUGAACCAGAUACUCACCCAGCUCUAUUUCAAGAGACUGAUCAAAUAGAGCCCUGUGAAACAAAAAAACAACAAGAAGAAAAUUUGUCCCAGAUGUUAAGUGAGUUGCAAAUAUCACAUGCAGAGACCACGCUGGAACUAGAAAAAACCAAAGAUAUGCUUAUUCUGCAGCGCAAAAUCAAUGUUUGUUAUCAGGAGGAACUGGAGUCAAUGAUGACCAGAGCCGAAAAUGAAAAUGAAGAGCAUAAAGAAAAACUGAAGAGGCUGAAUCAACUUCUAGAGCUCAAGAACAAUCGUAUCAAUCAGCUGGAAGGUUUUUUACGAAGUCAUGGCCUUCCAAUAUCUGAAAAGCUCAGAAAUGUGGCUUAUGGCACUCGACAGGUGUCAUCAUGUCUGGAAACAUUGCCAGCCCAUGGAAAUGAGGAUCAAGUGAACCUUCCUCUUCUUCGCCAGAGUGAGAAUCUUUUUGAGCUACACAUCCACCAGGCCUUCCUGACAUCUGCUGCUCUGGCUCAGGCUGGAGAUCCUAAACUUACCACUUUUUGCACCUAUUCUUUCUAUGAUUUUGAGACCCACUGUACUCCCCUAUCUGUGGGGCAACAGCCCCUCUAUGACUUCACCUCCCAGUAUGUGGUGGAAACAGAUUUCCUUUUCUUGAACUACAUUCAAAGGGCUUCAGCCCAGCUUGAUCUACAUCAGGCAAUAGGCUGUGAGCACCACACACUUGCAACUGGAUGGAUCUACUUUGGCAGGGUGCUGGGGACUGUGGAGAGAGUCUACGGCUCUAUAGUACUUACUGGAGCUGGUGGAGAAGAGAUCGGGGUGCUGGAGUACUGGAUGAGACUAUGCUCCCCGCUAAAAUCCAGCCUACAGGCAGGCAUUAAGCAAAAGAAAACCCAAGCCUACCUGUCUUCCAGUGUUCUUGGAGCCUGGGAGGCCCAGGAGGAUGAGUCCAGAUCAGAGACAUGGAAACAUCAGAAUGAACUGCAGGUGGAAAUCAUCAGGUGCUCUGACCUCCGGAGUCGAUGGCUGGGAACCCAGCCCAGUCCUUAUGUCAUGUACUGCUUCUUCACCUUUUCUGACCACGACACUGUCAUCAUUCCGGCCAGUCACAACCCCUGCUUUAGAGACCAGGCUCGAUUCCUCGUGCAUGUGACUUCUGACUUGGAUUGGUAUCUGAGGCGGGAGGCCCUGUCCGUGUACGUUUUCGAUGAUGAAGACUCAGAGCCCGGCAUGUACCUUGGCCGAGCCCAAGUGCCCUUGCUUCCUCUUGCACAAAAUAAAUCCAUUAAAGGUGAUUUUAGCCUUACUGAUCCUACAGGGGUACUCAAUGGAUCAAUUCAGAUGCACCUGAAUUGGAAGUCUUCCUAUGUACCCCCAGAGAACUCCCUGGAACUAGAUUCUCAGACUGUGGAGAAUGACAUCGAAGACAAUUCAGAGAUCUCAUCCAGUGAGGAAAAGUUGUCCUUUCCUCCUCAGGUCCAGAGGGCAUCUGCUGAGAUUCUGAUUGAAGCUGACCUGUAUCAACUGAAAAGGAAACCUCAGCUGGGAGAAAGAAAGGAAAAGGAACACCAGAUUGCAGGCUACUCAAGAAGAAAACAUGGCAAGAGAAUGGGUACCCAAGGAAAGAACAGAAUGGAGAAUCUGGGUCGUAACAUCUUACAUGGAAAGACACUGCAGCAGGUGAACUACUCUGAGUGCUCAUUCUCAGACCUGAAGAUAUCCGUGGAUGAUGAUUCCAAAGAUCAGCAAAAGGAAAUAGCAUCAUCUUAUUCAGCACUGUUGCAAAAGGAAGCCUUCUGUACUGAAAAUGGAAAAGAGUCCUUUGAACAAGCUUCUGAAAUCAGUGAAUCCCAAACUACUGACAGUGAUGACAUUAUAGUGUCACCCAGAUCUUUAAAACAUCCUAAGGCAGACUCAGAGAAGAUGUGCAUUGAAAUUAUCUCCCUGGCCUUCUACCCAGAGGCUGAAGUGAUGUCUGAUGAGACUAUAAAACAGGUGUAUGUGGAGUACAAGUUCUACGACCUGCCCUUGUCUGAAACAGAGACUCCAGUAUCCCUGCGGAAGCCGAGGCCGGGAGAAGUGAUCCAUUUCCACUUCAGCAAGGUGAUAGACCUGAACCCCCUGAAGCAUCAAGGUCGAAGGCAAUUUCUCUUCACCAUGCUGAAUGGACAAAAACCUGGACAAAGACAUUUCAAGUUUACAGUGGUAAGUGAGCCUAUGGAUGAGGAACAGAAUGAAUGUCAAGAAGUAGGAUAUGCAUAUCUGGAACUGCGGCAGAUCUUGGAAUCAGGAAAAGACAUUCUAGAGCAAGAACUAGACAUUAUUAGCCCUGAAGAUCAGUCUACCCCAAUAGGAAGGCUGAAGGUUUCCCUUCAAGCUGCUGAGGCCCUCCACGCUAUUUACAAGGAGAUGACUGAAGAUUUGCUUUUGUGA